This is a messenger RNA of Hemicordylus capensis (graceful crag lizard), 2121 nucleotides long. Its product is annotated as phosphatidylinositol 3,4,5-trisphosphate 3-phosphatase TPTE2-like. Gene Ontology annotation, cellular component: membrane; cytosol. Gene Ontology annotation, molecular function: phosphatidylinositol-3,4,5-trisphosphate 3-phosphatase activity; monoatomic ion channel activity; protein tyrosine phosphatase activity. Gene Ontology annotation, biological process: monoatomic ion transport; transmembrane transport; protein dephosphorylation. The transcript has 19 exons. NCBI's taxonomy places the organism in Eukaryota, Metazoa, Chordata, Lepidosauria, Squamata, Cordylidae. The coding region runs from base 373 to 1908 and encodes 511 amino acids. The record is from RefSeq and is a predicted model, not a curated record.
CUCGGUUUCCUCCCACCUCCUCCUCUCAGUUAGAGCCCGGCACUGGGCAGAGUUGCCUGCCUCGGGACGGAGGAGGUCUCAGGGGAUCUUCCUCGGGUGUUGGACCUAUGGUCAGGCUGCUUGUUGCCCUCGCGUUCUUCCUUCUCCAGUUUCCAGUCCCAAUCCGAGCAAGUGAGACGCACUCUGCACCCCCGCCGCCGCCCCAGUUCCUUUUGGCCCCUUCUCCCAGCCCGAUUCUGCCUUGCAUCCCCUGCCUGCCUCCCUGGGUCACGCGUUGCAUGUCGUUUUUGCGGGGAACCUGGUUGGCGCUAGACGUGUGUUCUGUCCAGGGGAGCCACCUGUCUUGUUCACCCCAUAAGCAGUAAGAACAAAAUGACAGCUGUAAAGUAUGAACAAAGUGUGGAUGUGCAAGAAUUUCAAGGAUGUAAAGAGCUCAAGGAACCCACUGUUGUCAUUGAUGAUGGCAUGAACGCCAUUGACGAGGAUGAUGAACUGGACUCAAAUGCUUACAAGAUUAAGAAAAAGAUUUCUCCGUUUGUGAUGUCUUUUGGAUUCAGACUUUUUGGCGUAGUGCUUAUUUUUGUGGACAUCAUAAUUGUGGUUGUAUCUUUAAUGGUUGGAAACAAACCUCUUGAACGUACUCUUGGAGUAAUCUCUUUGGCUAUAGCACUGUUCUUCGUCAUAGAUGUUCUCCUGCGAGUGUAUGUUACAGGUUUCAGAAAGUAUUUCUAUUCCAUGCUAAAUACUCUAGAUUGCAUCAUCGUUGUGGGCACUCUGCUUAUCAAUAUGAUGUAUACUUUUUCUGAUUUAAGUGGAUUAAGCCAGAUUCCAAGAAUAGUUAAUUUAUUUCGAGUCCUGAGGAUUAUAUUUCUGAUAAGAAUAUUUCGACUAGCUUCUGAGAAGGAACGAUUGGAAAAAGUGACCCGGAAGAUGGUCUCUGAAAAUAAAAGGCGCUAUGUGAAAGAUGGCUUUGAUUUGGACCUAACUUAUAUCACAGCUCGUGUUAUAGCAAUGUCCUUUCCGUCUUCUGGGCAGCAGUCUUUCUACAGGAAUCCAAUAUCGGAAGUUGCAAGGUUCUUGGAUACAAAACAUGAAGGCCACUACAAAGUCUACAACCUUUGCAGUGAAAAGGGCUAUGACCCAGUGCUCUUCCAUUACAGGGUAGAGAGGAUAUUUAUUGAUGACCACAAUGUUCCAACUCUAGAGGACAUGCUAAAAUUUACUGCCAGUGUGCGAGAUUGGAUGCAACAGGACAGCCGUAAUAUCAUAGCAAUACACUGUAAAGGCGGAAAAGGUAGGACUGGAACUAUGGUUUGCACCUGGCUUGUUGAUAGUGACCAGUUUGAGAGUGCAAAGGAAAGUUUGGCAUACUUUGGUGAGAGGAGAACUGAUACAAGUGAAAGCUCCAAGUAUCAGGGUGUUGAAACUCCAUCCCAGAGUAGAUAUGUUCAAUAUUAUGAAAUUGUGAAAAACAAAUAUGGCCGGACACUCCCACCAGCAAGAUCACUGAGAAUCAAAAGUGUGAAGAUCUACGCUAUCUGUGGAGUUGGGAAAGGCAAUGGGAGUGAUCUGAAAAUGCAGAUAUUUAUGGGAAAGAAAAUAGUAUUUCACUGUGUUUGUGGAACCCAAGAGAACUGUAAGUUGUUUCUCGAUGGUGAGAGAGAUUGUGUAGUAAUUAGCUUGGAAGGCUGUCCUGUCCUUAGCAACGAUGUGAAAAUCAGAGUUCACUCUCCUGAUAUUCCGCAAGGCUACGAUGACUCUGCUUUCUUCUUCUGGUUCAAUACCAUCUUCGUAGAAGAUAACAGACUUUUCUUGGCUAGAAAGGAACUGGAUAACCCACACAAGCCAAAGACUUGGAAGAUCUUCAGGGAAACGUUUGCUGUGGAGCUCAACUUCAUUGAACCAUAACCAGGAAUGAGCAGUGACUGUUCAAAUGGAGUUGCUCUUCUAUUUCCUCCAGGAUCAUGUAGCUCUGCCACUGGUGUGGUAUUGGCCUUCUGAGAUUUCCUUUCCCUCUUUAUGUGUUGAUGGGAGUACUUUAGAACUGAAGGUUAAACAAAUUACCUAGGUCUUCUGUCUUGUCGUCCUACUUCUAUGAUGAUUAAAACAAUCAAUUUGCCA